GGGGCCUUGCCCUGUUGUGCGCUGGCUGGAGUGCAGUGGUGCUAUCUCGGCUCACUGCAACCUUCACCUCCGAGUUCAAGUGAUUCUCCUGCCUCAGCCUCUGGAGUACUUGGGAUUACAGGUGCGCGCCACCACAGCUGGCUAAUUUUUGUAUUUUUAGUAGAGAUGGGGUUUCACCCUAUUAGCCAGGCUGAUCUCAAACUGCUGACCUCAGGUGAUCCGCCCACCUCAGCCUCCCAAAGUGCUGGAAUUACAGGUGUGAGCCACUGUGCCGAGCCUGCAUCUCUUCUUCUAAGGCUUAGGUUUUGCCCAUAAUUCUCAGUGCAUGGAAUAGUUGACACCAACAGUCAUUGUUCCCAUCACAAAGCCUUGGGCUGCCACAUGCAUGUGGAUCAGGUGAAGGGACAUUUUAAUAUUUCUCCUGCUCUUCAAUUUGUAUAUCCACUGCAACAAUUGCUGCAAAACCUGCUAUUCCAAUGGGGGACAAAUGGUGCCUCUUUAGCUUUUUGGAUACGUUUGGAUCCCUGAUCAUCAUAUGAAGAAAGAGAAACAUCUGUGUUGGUUGGUAUGGAAAUUGCUAGAAGAAUCUCUCAAGAGCAACAAAACCCUCAUGAUCCAACUGGCUUCAAAUCCCAGCUCCCAUGCCCUGUCUUCUCUUGUGUGUGGUUUUUUGUUUUUCUUUUUUAGACGGAGACUCACUCUAUUGCCAGCUUACUGCAACCUCCACCUCCCAGGUUCAAGUGAUUCUCAUGCUUCACCCUCUCGUAUAGCUGAGACUACAGAUGCGCACCACCACACCUGCCUAAUUUUUGUAUUUUUACGAGAGAUGGGGUUUCGCCAUGUUGGCCAGGUUGAUCUCUAACUCCUGACCUCAAGUGAUCCACCUGCCUCAGCCUCUCAAAGUGUUGGGAUUACAGGCAUGAGCCAUCGCACCUGGCUCUUUUCUUGUUUUUUAAUGCCCGGAUUGCAUUUCUACAAGGAGAAAGAAAAGGUCAAGAGAACCUGAAGAAGGACUUAGUAAGAAGAAUAAAGAUGUUAGAGUAUGCAUUAAAACAAGAAAGGGCAAAAUAUCACAAAUUAAAAUAUGGCACGGAACUGAACCAAGGUGACUUGAAAAUGCCAACCUUUGAGUCAGAAGAAACCAAAGACACAGAGGCUCCCACAGCACCUCAGAAUAGCCAGUUAACGUGGAAGCAAGGCAGACAGCUUUUAAGACAGUAUCUUCAGGAAGUAGGUUAUACAGAUACAAUAUUAGAUGUACGGUCUCAGCGGGUAAGGUCAUUACUUGGACUAUCUAAUUCAGAACCAAAUGGAUCAGUAGAAACAAAGAAUUUAGAACAGAUCCUGAAUGGAGGUGAAUCUCCUAAGCAAAAGGGACAAGAAAUAAAAAGGUCCUCUGGUGAUGUUCUUGAGACGUUCAAUUUCUUAGAAAAUGCCGAUGACAGUGAUGAAGAUGAGGAAAAUGACAUGAUUGAAGGCAUCCCAGAAGGAAAAGACAAACAUCGGAUGAAUAAACAUAAAAUAGGUAAUGAAGGUUUAGCUGCUGACCUAACUGACGAUCCUGAUACUGAGGAAGCACUGAAAGAAUUUGAUUUUUUAGUGACUGCUGAAGAUGGCGAAGGAGCUGGAGAAGCACGGAGUUCGGGGGAUGGCACAGAAUGGGAUAAAGAUGACCUCUCCCCAACUGCUGAGGUUUGGGAUGUAGACCAGGGACUAAUAAGUAAACUGAAGGAACAGUACAAGAAGGAACGAAAGGGGAAGAAAGGGGUGAAGAGGGCCAACAGGACAAAACUCUACGACAUGAUAGCUGAUCUGGGAGAUGAUGAGCUGCCCCACAUCCCUUCAGGAAUCAUUAAUCAGUCUAGGUCAGCCUCUACUAGAAUGACUGAUCAUGAAGGUGCAAGAGCAGAGGAAGCUGAACCAAUAACGUUUCCAUCUGGAGGAGGCAAGUCAUUUAUUAUGGGUUCUGAUGAUGUUUUGUUAAGUGUACUGGGCCUUGGAGACCUUGCAGACUUGACGGUAACAAAUGAUGCAGACUAUAGUUAUGAUUUGCCUGCUAAUAAAGAUGCCUUUCGAAAGACAUGGAAUCCCAAGUAUACACUACGUAGCCAUUUUGAUGGAGUACGGGCAUUAGCUUUUCAUCCUGUAGAACCUGUGCUGGUUACUGCUUCUGAGGACCAUACCCUGAAACUUUGGAACCUGCAAAAAACAGUUCCUGCCAAAAAGAGUGCCUCUUUAGAUGUAGAGCCUAUCUACACAUUUAGGGCCCACAUUGGCCCUGUUCUGUCAUUAGCUAUUAGUUCUAAUGGAGAACAGUGUUUUAGUGGUGGUAUUGAUGCAACCAUCCAGUGGUGGAAUAUGCCGAGUCCCAAUGUGGAUCCAUAUGAUACAUAUGAGCCAAAUGUUCUAGCUGGCACUUUAGUUGGUCAUACAGAUGCAGUUUGGGGUCUUGCUUAUAGUGGCAUAAAAAAUCAAUUACUGUCUUGUUCAGCAGAUGGCACUGUUAGGUUAUGGAAUCCACAAGAAAAAUUGCCAUGUAUUUGCACUUACAAUGGAGAUAAAAAGCAUGGAAUACCUACAUCAGUUGACUUUAUAGGCUGUGAUCCAGCUCAUAUGGUAACCUCUUUCAACACUGGUAGUGCAGUAAUUUAUGAUUUAGAAACAUCACAGUCAUUGGUGAUACUUUCAUCACAGGUAGAUUCUGGUUUACAAUCUAAUAAUCAUAUCAACAGAGUAGUAAGUCAUCCCACACUUCCUGUUACAAUAACUGCUCAUGAAGAUAGACACAUCAAAUUUUUUGACAAUAAAACGGGUAAAAUGAUCCAUUCUAUGGUAGCUCACUUGGAUGCUGUUACAAGUCUAGCAGUAGAUCCUAAUGGAAUCUAUUUGAUGUCUGGAAGCCAUGACUGUUCCAUCAGAUUAUGGAAUUUAGACAGCAAGACAUGUGUGCAAGAAAUAACAGCUCACAGAAAGAAAUUGGAUGAAUCAAUUUAUGAUGUUGCUUUCCACCCGUCAAAAGCAUAUAUAGCUAGUGCAGGAGCUGAUGCUCUUGCCAAAGUAUUUGUAUGAAUCAACAAAAACUUGCAUCAUAACAAGAUUUGCUUGGACAGAAAGAGGGUCUGCAUCACUGCCAUCAAAAAGGUUACUGAUAUGACACUACAUGUGAUCUGCCUGGUGAAGGCUAUUUGGGGCAGGCACAAAUUGGUGGAAAUCACAUCUUAAUGUCAAGCUCAUUAAGUUAACUGUAAUUACUGUAUUUUGUGGGACAAAGAAAAAAGGACUCCAGUAUUUGUGGCCUGUACUGGAUGUGAACUGAGCGUAUAUCUGUUUUUAGGUGUCUUUAAGCCAAUGUGGAGUCUGAUCUUUCAAAAAAGUUUUUUUUUUUUCCUUCUUUUUUUUUUUGGACUCUGUGUGCUGCCUUAGGGGUUAGGAAUGUGGUGCUCUUGUUGGGGGAAGUGAGCUCCAAGAGUAGCUUUUUUUCAUCUCUUAGUGAUCUUCUGUUUAUCGAUUGAAUGCCACAGAUUCCCUUUUAAACUUAUUUUGCUUUAAAAAAAAAAAAAGAAAAUUUAACUUAAAAUAUUUUAGCAUUAGUUGCACAAAAUGUUUGGAUAAAAUUCUAGUUUUUAUAAGUCUUUUUAUAUAUUUAGCCUGUCACAACAGUGCUGAAGAUUGUAUUGAAGUUUUUCUGCAUUAUACAACCCUAAAACACAGAGAUCUCACUGACCCGCUGCCCUGUAGCCACUUUCUUUCCUUCUUUUGCCUAAUACAGCUCAGCUAAGUCCUUCCAUAAAGAUGCUAAAUAACUUUCAUCAUCACAUAAAUGUCUUCAUAAACCAAGGACUAUUAAGUGUAUUAAAAUGAAACAGUGGGGUUUAGUACUCCAAAUGAACUCUUAAAGAAAAAAAACUAAUCUUGGCAUCCUAUCACUAUGUGAUAUUUUGUACAUCUUACUGUAUUUACAAGUUUAUUUAUCAAGGAUUAUCCAUCUUGCUAAUGGCCUAUUAUUUAUUUCACUUUUUGUUGGUCUUUAUAUCCUUUUAUUAAUGUGCUAAAGGAACCUGUAUAUCUAUUUUGGAACUCUUUGAAUAGUCUAAAAUAGACUAAAAAUGGAGUAUUUUAUAGUUUAAAUUACAAACCAAGGUGGUUCCCCCUAAGAUAUAUAUCUUGGUUUACCAUGAUUCCGAACAAAACUAACUUGUUUAAAAAUAUUUGGAGUAAAGUUUUAUUUGCAUUACAAAUAGGAUACAAAAAUAGUUGAAUCAGGAUACAGAAAUCUGCUGUGUUUUGACUAGUUAUCCCUGUUUUAUUUUUUAGAUGUGCUUAAUUUUAUGGUGUAACUAAAGAUUUUGUUUGUGUAAUGCAUGAUUAAGACAAUAAAGUAUUUUUUCUAGUCUUCCGAGAAACUUUUCUGAUCAGUUUGCGAGUUUUGAUGAGUUUUGUAAGGUUUUUGUUUUACAAACUAUGAAUCAGCAAAUUUUUAAGAUUGUACCACAUAGCAAACAUACAGCUGUUGAAAAAUAAUGUAUAUAAAAUGCAUAUAAUAAAUAUUAAAUUGUGUACCUGUAUGUUACUGUUGGCUACAUCAUUUUGUGUUGAAUAAUAAAGUGCAAUACUUUACUCUCCGUAAUUAAA
Molecule: messenger RNA, 4632 nt
Organism: Gorilla gorilla gorilla (western lowland gorilla)
Lineage: Eukaryota; Metazoa; Chordata; Mammalia; Primates; Hominidae
Gene: STRN3
Product: striatin 3
Exons: 18
Coding region: 1033-3069 (678 amino acids)
Cellular component (GO): dendrite
Molecular function (GO): protein phosphatase 2A binding; armadillo repeat domain binding; protein-containing complex binding
Source: RefSeq, a predicted model, not a curated record